CCAGUAAAUACGUGCUGCUUGAUGAAGAUCAGGCCAGCAUAGAGGUGGCACUGGCAUGAAUAGCCAGCAAAUACGUGCUGCUUGAUUGAUUGAUGAAUUACGGGCUAUUCAUGCUCGUGGGCUUAAUCUUCAUCAAUCGAUUGUUGAAGAUUAAAGGAGUCAAAGAGGUGGUAUGGGUCAGUAAUAGCCCGUAAGGUGGUGGUGGCGGCGAGGCUGGCACAUUUAAAGGUGGCGGUGGGUGAGGUGAGGGCGGGCGGGAGCGAGGACCGGCGGGGGUGGCGGCCGCCCGGAGCUCGCCUUUCCUCCCCGCCAAGAUGGGAACUUUCCUCGCCGGCUCCUCCUAUUGCCGCCUCUGUGCCACCCACGCCGUGGAAGGCUUCACCAUUUUCGACGACAGCGAAGAAAAGGCAUCCCUGGCCAUCCUGAUCAACAAAUAUUUGCCAAUUAAGGUUGUGGAUGAUGGACAGCUACCGGUACGUAUCUGUGAAAGGUGUCACAUGGGGGUGGCUGCUACCGUUGACCUCAUUGAUCGUAUGGUGGAAGGUCAACAGCGACUACGAUCACUCCUUCAGUCACAGAAGAUACCAGACACCUUGCAUGCAGUCCUUGUCAACAUACAAGGAGAGUCUCCUGAUAUACCGAUGGAUGAUUUGGCUAAAGGUACUAAAGUAGCAAAAGUGUUCAGUGAGAACCACCCUUUGAGUAUAGCUGUUGAAGGUCAACCAGUUAUCAAAAAGAAAAGAGGAAGGCCAAAGAGAGGAGAGAGACCUUCAAAAGCAGUAAUUAAGAAGGAAGAAUUACCAUCCCCUGAAGAAGACCUAAGAAAACAUGGCCCUAGAAGGUCCAACAGGAGAGCCAGCUUGCCUACAAGAUAUCGGGAUACCAUUGCUGGCCGAGAUUUUGAAAAACUUAUGAAAGAAUCUGGUGUAAAAGAGGAGUUGGAAGACCUUGAUGAUAUGGAGGAUGCAGAUUACAAGCAUCAAGGUCUGUUUAUGCCUUCCAUGUUCGAAAUUACAGAAAAAGACGAAAGCUUGGAUGAUGAAAGAAACACAAGUUUGGGAAAAAUUGAAGAUGGGGCAAGUAUUGUAAUAGCUCCAGACUCUGCAGGACCUCCAUCAGAUCUGCCAAUAUCUGUCAACAUUGAAGUCGAUUUUCGAGACGAUGGAAAUAUUACCCUACGUGGUAUGGAAGAUUUGGAUGACAGUAAAAGUAAAACUUCAAUCUCCUGUGUUAGUUCUGUCCAGAUUACAACUGUAGGAGAGGCCAUAAAUUCACCUUCCAAAGCAACAUUCAGUGAAGCAACACUCUUCCGAAAGAGACGAGGAGCCAAAAAGAAAGCCAAGUGGUUGUGUGACAUAUGUGGCAAGGGCUUUCUACAUAAAGGACGAUAUCUUUUACACACCCGUCUCCAUAAGCAAGUGAUCCUUCAGUGCGAGACAUGCAAGGACAGAUUUUCCACCAGAGAGGACAUCAACAUACACCAACAGAAUACCGACCACACGGGCUUAGGUAUCAUUGAAAUUGAGAAAGAAGGAGAACAAGUUGAGUUCAAGUGCCCACACUGUCCCAGUAGAACCUUUGUAACUGAGGAAGGCUAUAAUAACCAUGUAUCCAGUAUGCAUGAGGGUGCUAAACCUUUUGCUUGUGCAACAUGUGGGAAAAGGUUUGCAUAUCAACACAGUCUCCGCAACCACUAUGCACUACACGAGCCUCCCAAAGAAGAGCGGGAGUAUCCUUGCCCAACAUGUGGCAAAGUAUUUACUCAUCCAAGCUCCCUCAUAUAUCAUCGUGAUUCAACCCACAAUAAUGGACGCAUGUUUGUGUGUCACAUCUGUAAUGCUGCAUUUAAGCACAAACAACUUCUUCAGAGACACUAUAGUGUCCAUUCCGAAGACAGACCCUUCCCUUGUGAGGUGUGCCACACAGCCUUCAAAACCCGAGGAAACCUGUAUAACCACAUGAACACUCACACAGGCCUUAAAAAGUUCACUUGUGAAAUCUGUGGCAAGCAGUUCAACCAUCUGACUUCUUUAACCUUACAUGUGAGGUCACACACCGGUGAAAAACCAUUCAAAUGUGAAUAUUGUGGGAAGAGAUUUACCCAAAAUGGCAAUCUUCAGGAACAUAUUAGAAUUCACACAGGAGAAAAGCCAUACUGUUGUGAAGCUUGUGGGAAGAAAUUCACAACAUCUUCACAGUUCAAACUUCAUAUGAGACGUCACACUGGAGAGAGGCCUUUCACAUGUUCUUAUUGCAACAAACCAUUCUUGAAUCGAGAAGCCUGGCGAACACACGAAAGAAAACACAGCGGAGAGAAACCAUUUGUCUGUGAAGUUUGCACAAAAGGUUUCACUGAACAAUACACUCUGAGAAAACAUCUGCGAAUGCAUACAGGGGAGAAACCAUACACUUGUCAUGUGUGCGGAAAAGCCUUCAGUGAUGCAUCCAACUUGCAUAAACAUCGCAAAUGUCAUCGUGAGGAUGAAACCUGGCUUCUGUCGGAUCCAGCGACCAUUGAAGGCACUGAAGGAGAUCACCGGAUCAUUUAUAUUCUUUCUGACAAGGAUGAGAAUGAUGCAACACUUACAGCUCUACAAGCUGUGGAUACUGACAUUUCUGAAAAUUCACACCUGGAGAAUAUUACAGAUGGUACAACUCAAAUGAUUCAACUAAAUCCAGAAAGCCAGACACUCCGAAGUUUUUCACUAACUUCAUACAACCAGUCUUCCACAGAAACUACUGUCAUGCUUCAGGAAGGAACUAGCCAAGAAACAGAUAGACCAAUUCGGAUUUUUACUAAUGACGAAGGACAGUCUGUUAUCCCGGUUAUUAAUUCAUCUGGAGAAACAAUUGCAGAAGUUCAAGGACACUUCCUUGCUGGUUCCGAAAAUACUUCAAAUGUCAGCUCUCUUGGAAACAGCAGCACCCUUGAAAUUUCUCUGAAGGAUGGACAGCCACUUAGUAUUGUCAUUCCUGAUGGAGAAGAUCCAACAUUGUACGUCCAAAGAGCAAUAGAGUCGGCAGUAUUAUCUCAGCAGCAGCAGCCAGCCACACCACAGCAACAGGGACAGGCAGUUCAUUCGCACUCGCAAUAAUGGGUUUUUGAGCCUUAUUGAAGAGAUAGAGAUGCAUAAUUUAUUUUCAAAAGCACUCAUGUUUAUGUACAUUUUUUCAAAUUAAAUUAUCUUGUGCUUCCAUAU
Molecule: messenger RNA, 3200 nt
Organism: Procambarus clarkii (red swamp crayfish)
Lineage: Eukaryota; Metazoa; Arthropoda; Malacostraca; Decapoda; Cambaridae
Biological process (GO): regulation of transcription by RNA polymerase II
Cellular component (GO): nucleoplasm; nucleus
Molecular function (GO): zinc ion binding; RNA polymerase II cis-regulatory region sequence-specific DNA binding; DNA-binding transcription repressor activity, RNA polymerase II-specific
Source: RefSeq, a predicted model, not a curated record